Messenger RNA from Pieris macdunnoughi, 483 nucleotides. NCBI's taxonomy places the organism in Eukaryota, Metazoa, Arthropoda, Insecta, Lepidoptera, Pieridae. The record is from the annotation of a GenBank genome assembly.
AUGAAAACCCGUUUUAGGAGUUUCAAUAACAUCUUGUUCUCCGACGAAUCGAAUUUUCACAUCAACGGUCAUGUGAAUAAACAAAAUUGCAGAUACUGGGCUUCCAAGAAUCCGUUAGAACUUCAUCAGAAGCCCUUGCACUCGCCAAAAGUUGUUGUUUGGGCUGCCAUAUCAAGUCAAGGAAUUAUCGGUCCUUAUUUUUUUGUGGAUGACCGAGGUCGAACUCAGACCGUUCAUUCUGACCGAUAUUGCCAUAUGAUCCGAACUAUUUUGGCUACAGAAAUGCAAAACCAGAAGGGCUACAACCGCAAUAAAUUUUUCCAGCAGCGUGGAGCCACUUCUCAUGUUACAAAUGACUCAUUAGCUGGUCUUCACAAUUUAUUCCCUGGAAGAGUGAUAAGGCGCCGAGGAGACAUCAAUUUGCCACUAAGGAGCCCUGAUUUAAUGUCUACCUAUUCUUUUUUUUUCUAUGGGGCUACCUAA